Molecule: messenger RNA, 1078 nt
Organism: Phytophthora nicotianae INRA-310
Lineage: Eukaryota; Oomycota; Peronosporomycetes; Peronosporales; Peronosporaceae
Product: ubiquitin-conjugating enzyme E2-16 kDa
Exons: 1
Coding region: 273-716 (147 amino acids)
Biological process (GO): protein polyubiquitination
Cellular component (GO): nucleus
Molecular function (GO): ubiquitin conjugating enzyme activity
Source: RefSeq, a predicted model, not a curated record
CUCGUUUUGGCCAAUUGCAAGCAAUGGGUUAGACGUUGGGGUUUCCCAAUUAAGUGCGACCCGCGAACCUGUUCUUCGCAACCGAAGAAAAACUUCCAGAAGACCCCAAUUUCGCAACCGUCUUUUCAACAACAAGGUUUAUUUUUAAAAGGUUGUUCAAUAAGGGGGAUCAUGCGAGCUUCUCCCCCUCGCUCCCCCUUUGCUGCUGUCAUUUUCCUUUCGGAAGCAGCAGAGCGGAGUCGAAGCGGAGAGGAGAAGGAGCAAAAGUAAACAUGGCUUUAAAGCGGAUCAACAAGGAGCUGCAGGAUCUGGGCCGCGACCCACCCGCUAACUGCAGUGCUGGCCCCGUGGGCGAUGACCUGUUCCACUGGCAGGCGACCAUCAUGGGCCCCGAGGACAGCCCGUACGCCGGCGGUGUGUACUUCCUGAACAUCUACUUCCCGGCCGACUACCCGUUCAAGCCGCCUAAGGUGAACUUCACGACGCGUAUCUACCACUGCAACAUCAACGCCAACGGCGGCAUCUGCCUGGAUAUCCUAAAGGACCAGUGGAGCCCUGCGUUGACUAUCUCGAAGGUGCUGCUAUCGAUCUGCUCGCUGCUCACGGACGCCAACCCGGACGACCCGCUCGUGCCCGAAAUCGCGCAAAUUUAUAGAACAGACCGCGCGCGUCACGACGCUACUGCUCGCGAAUGGACCGCCAAGUACGCCACUUAGAGCACGCUAGGAGUAGGAGAUCUUCGGCCUGUCCACGUGGCAGCAUAGCUACUACACGCAGCAGGAUGUUUCGUCUGAGCUGAUACUUCAUAGUGUUAGUUGCUGCUGUGCGAAAGGACGUGGUGAACGAGGACAGUCGGUAAAGCAGCAGGAAAGUGCAAGCAAAAUCUCAAGUUUGUUUUGUUUUUCAUGCUGAGUCGGGCCGUUGGUUGUUUCUGGUGUUUUUCUUUUGCUUUCGCUAUGUCUUGAAGGGGAUUAUUGCAGGCCUUGAUUUCCUUUGUCUGUUUGUCCGUGUUGUACGCCGCGUGGUUUCAACUCUUGAAUCACUGGUGCCUCUAACUCAUCUUGAUCACCUGCUAGGG